GUCUCCAGACCGGUCAAUCCAGAUGCACUCGCAGAAGAAGUAGGCCAGCCCACUGCAGAUCCCAGCAUGGUAAUGGAUAGUGUGGAAGCAGGAGACACAACACCUCCCACAAAGAGAAAGAGCAAGUUCUCAGGCUUCGGCAAGAUCUUCAAACCCUGGAAAUGGCGGAAAAAAAAAAGUAGUGAUAAAUUCAAAGAGACAUCAGAAGUCUUAGAGCGAAAAAUAUCUAUGCGAAAGCCGAGAGAAGAGCUGGUUAAAAGAGGAGUUUUGCUGGAAGACUCUGAGCAGGGUGGUGAGGAUCCUGGGAAGUUAAGCCAGUCCAUGUUAAAGAAUGGCCAUACCAGCCCCAUUGGGAACACCAUCUCUUCAAGUUCGAUCCAUGUUGAAGAUGAUCCAGGAAGAACAGGAAGUCUUAAGAAACUCAAUUUAGAAGAGGAGCCAAAGAAGCGACUUGGAUCAACUGGAAGUCAGCCGACUUCUGAAGCAGAAUCCAUUCCUGAGAAUGCACCCAAACAGCCUUUACUUCCCCCUAAAAGGCCCCUCUCCACAUCUUCUGAAACUAAUGAAGGGCCAGCAAAGGACACCACUUCCUCCAGCAGCUCAGCAAGGCCUGUCUCUUCUGCCACCUCCACCACAAACCUGGCAAAGACUGUUCCUUCCUCUGUCCCCCCCACGCCAGCCCCCAGGACUCUGCCCAUGGCUCUUCCCAGCACUAACACCAUAGCUACCCCAAGCCUCACUCACACACUUCCAGCCAAGCAGCCCCCUGCUCCACCCCCAAAACCUGCUCAGAGAAAUAGCAAUCCCAUCAUUGCUGAACUAUCCCAGGCAAUAAACAGUGGUACCUUAUUAUCAAAACCAUCCCCACCUUUACCACCUAAGAGAGGCUUUCCAUCAACCAUCGUACCCACAUCAGAGUCUACCCCUGUCCCCACAAAACCUUCGAGUGAUCAAAGAGAGAAGAACACAUGCUCUGGGGGCUCAGAAUCAUCGAUCCCACCUCCUUCUCCAUCCCCUCCAUUGCCUACUCAUAGACCUCCAGAACCCCCACGAUCCCCUCCAUUCCUUGCUAAGACUUUUCAAGUUGGCCCCGAAAUUGAGUUUCCACCUUCCUUAGACUUACCACAGGUGGUUCCCCAGCAGGAAGACCAGAAAAAGGAAAUACCCAAAAGGAUAUUGGACCCGAGCUCUGGAGAGCCUCACAUUUCCUCUAGGCUUCCCCCACUCCCCCUACAUAUUAGAAUCCAGCAGGCCCUGGCCAGUCCACUUCCCAUGACGCCACCCUUAGAGGGCUCUCAUAGGGCACACUCAUUACUCUUUGAGAACAGUGAGAACUUCUCUGAGGACUGCAAUACCCUGGGUCGGACCAGGUCCCUCCCCGUCACUAUUGAAAUGUUGAAAGUUCCAGAUGAUGAGGAGGAGGAGCAAAUCCACCUUUCUGCAUUUGAUGAAGACAUGAUACCUACCUCAGCCUUUCCCAAACUACCACCGUGCCUGCAGGAGGAAGUAGAAGGAAAGGAGAGUGAUUCUGAUUCAGAAGGUCCCAUUCAGUAUCGAGAUGAAGAGGAUGAAGAUGAAAGCCCUCAGAGUGCGCUGGCCAACAAAGUGAAAAGGAAAGACACACUGGCUAUGAAGUUGAACCACAGACCCAGUGAACCAGAGCCGAACAUGAAUUCUUGGCCUCGAAAAAGCAAAGAAGAGUGGAAUGAAAUACGACAUCAGAUUGGAAACACAUUAAUCCGGCGACUGAGUCAGAGACCAACCCCAGAAGAACUGGAACAACGAAAUAUACUACAACCUAAGAAUGAGGCUGAUCGUCAAGCAGAAAAGCGAGAGAUUAAACGUCGGCUCACCAGAAAGCUCAGCCAAAGACCAACCGUGGCAGAACUGCUCGCCAGAAAGAUUCUGAGGUUUAAUGAAUAUGUAGAAGUAACUGAUGCUCAAGAUUAUGACCGGCGGGCUGACAAACCUUGGACUAAACUGACACCUGCUGACAAGGCUGCCAUAAGAAAGGAAUUAAAUGAAUUUAAAAGCUCAGAGAUGGAAGUUCAUGAGGACAGUAAACAUUUUACACGCUACCAUCGUCCUUGAUGCUGAAGUCUGAACCAGAAACUCAAUAACCCACUUAGCAGCUCCACUUGCUGCUUCAUCUCCAGGAUCGCAUGGAGGGAACAUCAGCACUUUUGGGCACAGUCAAAAUUGAGUCCCAGUAUGUGGUUUGGGGAUGAACAGCUCUUCUCUGAAUGUAGCUUUUCACUGGACUGGAUUCUCAUGUGCUGCGUUGGCCAAAUCUAACACGUCAGCACUUCUGAACCUUUUUAUAUCAGAAGUCUUUCCUCACCAGUCACCAAAAUUCUGGUCCACCGGCUGUUCCAAGUUUUUGUGGCUGUUUUACACCCUCCCCUUAUGAUGCCCACCAGCACUGAGUCACAGUUUUCCUAGUAGCCUUACUUGCCCUGUCUGAAUAGUGAGUCCCUCAUGUGUGGGUGCUAGAUUCUAACCAUCACAUUUAGUAGUGUUGAAGAACACCUCCUGGAGGUCUUAAAGUCUUUGACAUGGGAUCCACACCAGCACAGAAGCCUUCAUGCCACAGUGGCAAAUACCACUUGAAACUCUGCACUGUACCUCGCGGCCCAGUAGUCUAAAUCGCUCAGGUCCGAUCUGAGAGUGCUCAGGUCUGAGGACCUCUUCUUUCUAAGCACAAGAGCCACCUGAGGUUU
Messenger RNA from Suncus etruscus (white-toothed pygmy shrew), 2720 nucleotides. RefSeq names its product phosphatase and actin regulator 4 (gene PHACTR4). NCBI's taxonomy places the organism in Eukaryota, Metazoa, Chordata, Mammalia, Eulipotyphla, Soricidae. Gene Ontology annotation, molecular function: actin binding. Gene Ontology annotation, biological process: neural crest cell migration; actin cytoskeleton organization. The coding region runs from base 67 to 2091 and encodes 674 amino acids. The transcript is spliced from 13 exons. The record is from RefSeq and is a predicted model, not a curated record.